Molecule: messenger RNA, 7183 nt
Organism: Seriola aureovittata
Lineage: Eukaryota; Metazoa; Chordata; Actinopteri; Carangiformes; Carangidae
Gene: pln1
Product: phospholamban
Exons: 2
Coding region: 379-540 (53 amino acids)
Biological process (GO): negative regulation of ATPase-coupled calcium transmembrane transporter activity; negative regulation of heart rate; negative regulation of calcium ion import into sarcoplasmic reticulum
Cellular component (GO): membrane; sarcoplasmic reticulum
Molecular function (GO): ATPase inhibitor activity
Source: RefSeq, a predicted model, not a curated record
CCUCUCUCUCUCAUUGUGUUUACAGCCUUGGAGAGAGUUGCAUAUCUGACAUUUCUCUCUCAAACUCCAACCAGCUCUGUUCUCAUCUGAGAGAGAGAAGAGAAGAGAAGAGAAGAGAAGAGAAGAGAAGAGGAGAGGAGAGAAGAGUUUUUGUUCUGUAACCAGGAACCAGUCCUCUUCAGGCCAGGGUGCCUAAGACACCUGACCUGAGCUGACCUCCAGACAACCAGCAGCAGUUUGACUCCCUGACUUCACCUCCUUAAAACCAGCCUGACCAGCCCAGUCCAGCUCCUCUCAGUCUAAGCAGGCCCAGCAGUCUGACUCACUUCUCUCCUCUCUUAAUCCAACCAAUCAAAAUCUAACCACUCCGCUGUCUCCAUGGAGCGUGUUCAGCACAUGACCAAGUCGGCCAUCCGCCGAGCGUCUCAGAUCGAGGUGAAUCCACAAGCCAAAAGGAACCUGCAGGAGCUGUUUGUCAACUUCACCCUCAUCCUCAUCUGUCUGCUUCUCAUUUACAUCAUCGUCCUGCUGAGCAGCUGAGAGCAGCAGAGCUAGAGAGAGUUUGGCGAGGCUGUACUGUGGAAAAGGGUUUGGCUGAAAUAUGGGUUUUACUGAUAAACACAGAUCAGAUUUCAUCCCCAUAUAUCAGCCUAACUCUGUUUGACAACAGCCAUGAAGAAGGAUCAUGGCCAAACUCUCUCAGUUCAUGGCUGUGGCUGAGCUCAAAGAAGAUGUUUCUGUGGGAGCUGAUCAAGGAUCAGCUUCCCUGCCUGUCUUUCUCAAGGGAAUGAUCAAAAGUGACCCGACUACAACAGUUUAAACUUCACUGAUAUACUGUAUGCAUGUAUAUCUGCCUGCUGCUCAUUCAGAUUAAUACCAUGCUUACAUUACAAUGUGCUGAUAAGUCGAUUUACAAAGGACAGUGAUUCCCUCCAUUCAAGACAUCCGGAGCUACAAUGUCUCCUGCAUAAGUAAUAACACGUGCAAUGUGUGUAAUACUGAAAUAUCAAUAUAUCACUUUUGUUUAAUUUCUAUUUCCCAUGAAUCCUGUUCCUUCCUCCAGCCACCACCCCCACCAAGAGGAGAAAGAUAAACAUGCUGGAAAUGAUUUUUCCACCAGCAUUUUUACUUCCUCCUUUGUCUGCCACUGCCAGAACCCACAGACAGACAGUAGAUAGUGACACUAGGUUUCUCUAGAUCUUGAAAUGUGACUGCGGCCAUUUUAGUGGGUAUCAGAACAUAAAAAUCCAAAUUUGGCAAGAAGAAACCAGGGCGGGAAAGCAGCAAAGACAACGGCUGAUUCCAAAAGGCUCAGUCAAUUAAGUAGAUCACACUUGGAGCACUUCUACAGCAUGUAUUGCAUACUUAAAAACAUAAGACGACAAGUGGAUUAUGACUAAGGUACAUUUUGGUAAAAAAAACAUCCAAUCACACAGCUGAGGUUAUGAUUACACUGUUAAGAAAACUGAUGAUGCAACCAGCAGCACUAAUGAAUUCACAUUUUGGAUAUAUUCAGUACCUUUAGUGCAGUGUUGGACUGAAAAGGUUUUAAUUCAGUACCGCUCCGAUUCACCACUCUUCUGGCUUCUUCUCCAUAGCAACAGCAGCAGAGACCCAUGGGUACCGUAGUAUUCGGAGCCAUCUGCCCUGCCAAACUAACAUAUAAAACAUGGCAGUGAUGUUGAAAAGGCUACACAAAUGACUAUUAAAUACGUUUAACUGCAGAGGGAAUUGGAAAAGUCACAUUUGACCCAAUCUUCCAGUAAGUUGAUGACAGUUGUGCUAACCCACAAUUCUGUAGCAUGUUUGAUAUUACACUCAAAUAAUGAGAAUCGUUCUUACUCAACAUACAACACUUAGAAAUCGUUGUGAAGUAUUGUCGGCCUUGGAGUAUAGGCUGAGUGCAGAAGUAUGGACUAUUUUGCUUUCGAUUCAGAGAUCAGUGUACACUAGUUUGGAAUAGCUGAAGACUGUCACACACUCUCUGACAUAGUAAGCCUGGCAUACAGAACAUGCAGUUUAUCAGUGAAGAAAACUUCACUUUGCAUGGUGUGAUAUCACUUAAUGGCAUUUUGUGUUUAUGCCCUUUAAGUUCUGUAUCUGUUUAGUUAUUAAAGCUAUUACUGAUGCUGACAAUUUUGGUUGAUUAUAGCACAAGCACCCUGAUUAUAGCAUCAAAGGUGUAGAAAAUAAACUAUAAAGUCAGAUCUGAAGUGCAUUAUGUCGAGAAGAAUCUAAUAUAAUAAUAUAACAACUUACCAGCCACAUUUACAUAUAAUGCAUCUUCACUAUAUUUACCAUGAAUGAAAAUGUAAAAAAUAUAAUUCAAAUUUACAUUUAUUGACAAAUCAUUGAAAAAAAAAAAUGUAAUUUUGUUCUUUUAUGUAUGUUUGGAAGAAGCUACCAAAUAAAUUGCAUGACAAAAAUUGUGCUUUUUCAUGAUGCACAUGAUGCAUUAAUUGUUAUUUAUUGCAUAUCACAAUUUUACAUUUUUGUAAAAUUUAGAUUUAGAUGUUGAAGUACAGGUCUUGUCACUGGGUACAGCCUCAAAGGAUUUGGUCUGUCUAUGGGUAUUUGAAGGUGAAGUAACUGUGCAGAUAGCCAAUGGUCCAAAAUAAUAAAACACACAUUUAUAUGUCAACCAGCUGUUUUACAAACCACAACCCUGGUGUUUUGAUGCACUCUCACCAUCAUAACUGUAAUUUUCAGACACAGCAGGCAGCUGUUUUUGACAAAAAAAAAAAGCUCCAAAUCCAACUGUGCAACACCUGCCCAGCACCAAACAUGAGACAAAGUUAGAAAUUGGCUGGUGGACAUAGAGGAGCAUUUGGCAGCUAAAGAGCCAUUUAUUUUGACUCACAUUCAUCGGGUGGCCAGAAACAUAGCUCCCAACUAUUUUCAUUUAUUUAUUUUUGGGGGAAGCAGAAAUUAUUAUUGUUACAUUACUUCCAUCUUUUGGAGUUUUUUUGUUUCCAUUUCCUGCAAAUAUCAGGUCAGACAAGUAGCUAGCUAACACCAAACAAAAAUAAUUAGCCAACAUCACAUUAGGCUAGCUAAUAAUUUAAAACUGACUCACGUGUUAGCCUUGAUGUGAGAAUGAUUGGAAGUCCACGAAUGCGCUAAACUUCAGACGAAGCCCAAAUAGUUUUCAUUCUUCACCAUUUAACAUUUUUAAUUUCAGUUCAGUGCUGUUAAAAACAAGUUAACAACUAUAUCCCCACCUUUAGUUUCCUCGGGAAACUUUUGGCUAGCGAAAAUCGUCACGAAUUCCCCUUGGUAAAAUCCAGUAGCUUCGUUAAAGGAACAGCCAAUCACAGAGCUCCCUGAUAUUUUUUCUGCCUAGCAACUAGCCAAGGACAAUCCUGAUAGAGCGAGACGCUGGAGUAGUUAUUUUUCUUCCUGUACUUGAGUUUUCCAAUAAAGAUAAGUUGAGGAGAUGUUAGGAAGGUCAGUUCUGACUUUAAAACAUCUUAAUUCUGUAGUAAAUUAUCUUGUGAAUAUAUUUAUUAUAUUAUAUUUUAUUCUCUCUCUCUCUCUCUCUCUCACACACACACACACACACACGCAAAAUAAAGGAGUGCAACAGUAGGCUUUAUCUCACAAUCAUAAUUUUACUGUUCCAUAACAUACAACAGAAAUGAUACAAAUAUAAAUAAAUAUUGUUAUUGUUAUAAUUGUUAUAUAUUUUUACUUCAAAAAUGGCAAGACAGACAUUAAAUAAUAUGUCACAAGGGUGACAUCCAAUCACUUUCAACUCAGCUCAUAACACAAAUUGCAAUGCAUUUACUAUUUCAGUUUGGGUCUUCAAAUUUACAGAUACAACAAUCUUUUUCUGCAAUUAUGGAAGAACUGAGUUGAAAGUGAAAUGAACUGAGCCCUGGUCUGUAUAUCGUCACAUAAAAAAUCAACUAAUCAGACAAUUAAUGUUUUAACAAGUUGCAGUUCCUGUGGUUCACUGAUGGCCAGCUGAUUUCAGUGUUGCUAAAAAAAAACAUCUCUGUCAUUUUGAAAGGUUACAACAAUGGGGUAAUGAUGCAAAAAGGUCAUGUGAUUCUAAUUCUCCUUUAAAACAACAGGCAGGUAAGAUGCAAGUUAGAUAAACACAUGGAUUAAAUCAAACAAUACAUACAUAAAUAUACCAACAAAUCAGUAUAGAAAGAAAAACAAAUAUGUGAAUGGGAACAAUUAUAUAAAAAUGCAAAAAUAAACAAAUAAAUACAUUUUCUUCCAUUUUUGCAAAUAUCAAACAUGUAAGCAAAUCUCAACGUAAAGGAUCAUACCAGUGUUUUUACAUGUCUAUUAAUUAGAGACUGUUUUCUGAAAUGUUGCCCUAAAAGGGCUCAGGGAAAAAAAUGGAAAUUUGAACAUAUAGAAAUUCUUUGACAACUGGGAAAACUCCCUUUGCUGAUGAAGCUCAUGUUAUAUGACUGAAAGCUCCAGAGCAGACCUUUUAGUGAUACUUACUGUGGCAACACAUCACAGUGAAAAUCAUGUCUGCUUUUAUUGUUGUCAAAUUUAAAAUAAAUAUGAUUUCGACAACAGAGCCACAUUAUUGAUAUUAUUAUUAUUAUUUUUGAUUAUUGAUAAAGAUAAAGAAUAUAGAUUACCUAUUUGAAGCCAAGUUUCAAGCUGAUUUGUAAUAUAUAGUGAAAUGAGUAGAAACCAGUGGCUAGAAAAAAAUAUUAAAAGUGUGAAACACAACAGCAAGUUUAUCGUUUCAUGGAUUUACAUAUGCAAAAACACUGGAAUGGUCCUUUAACUAUAACCAUUAGAAAGGGUAGUCGCCCAGAAUGUGCUUCUUAAUUUCAACUGGGGAAACAGUGUCACCCUUGUACUGGAUUCUUUUAUUUUGCCUCAUGUCAAGUACGGUGAAACUUGUUUUUACAAGACAAGUAUGUGAAAUUAAAGUAGCGGCAGUAAAAUCGGAUGUGAUUGUGAGAAAACAUAAUAUUAAUUUAAAAAAAAUAGAAGAAAGCAAAAGACUUCUGCACUGUCUGAUGCAGAUGUCUAAGCUAAAAUGUCAAUCUUUAACAUAGUCGUUUGAAUAAAUAUAAUUUUCACAGUGUGCAUGGAAGAAUGAACCAACUGUGGUUCAUUGUUGGGCCGAUUCCAGAGAGGAUACCGUCGUCUGUUUUUAUUGGUCCAUUGACUUUGCCGGGGUUUGUCACAUUACAGAUCAAUAUUUACAAAUACACCAUUUAAUAUACUGUAUAGGUUUGGAUGACAUUCAGCUUAACUAUCAUCUCAAUGUCAUGAUGCUGCAUUCAUGUCAUAAAGGAUAGCUGGACAUUAAGAUGCCACGUUAAACGUUGUCUGUAUACUUGUACAAAACAGGAGAUGAAAAGUGUUGAUUUAGUUGAGAUUUGUACCAUAUCUCCCAUAUGACACAAAUACAGGCAUGUCUGCGAGAGGCUGUGUCUUAACCUGGCUUCAGGAAGUGUUUCCUUCUUCACUUAGUUCGGUUUGUUCUAGGAAACAUGCUGAGUGAAUAGAGAAGAUUUCACACACUAGGAUCGGCACAGUCUGAUUACACGCAAGCUUUCAGCCACAGACUCAAACAGAAGGAACGAACACUGAGGUGUAUACAGCAUAGAGACACUCCAGUAAUCAACCCUAAUGCAAAACACGUGUGUAACACUGACACGAGAUCACACUCAAGGGUCGUGUCGUAUUAUGACACAAAGGUAAAGCACAUUUAAAACAAUGAUGCAGAGAAAACCAUUAAACAAUUAUACAUUUUAUAUUUCCCCAAAUGUUAAACUAUUUAAAUAUAUGCAUCCUUAAUCCUCCAUUCUAGUCGUCCUCACGUGUCAUAAGACUACAAUAGCCUUAAGUAUGACUUCUUUUUCAGGGAUACACAGAUGUUUUGCAGUUUUCUUUUACUCUACUUACCUUGUACGGACUAAAGGUCUAUGAUCUAAAGCUUGUAUGAAGUUAAGUGUGCAUGUGCAGACUGUAAACAUGUGAUUCAAUGACUCUGAGCACAGAGGGCAAAGACACAUUCGUAUCACAUCGUGGCACCAAUCAUUUAAAAACAAAAAUGUUAUUAUCUUGGAUUUUGGUUCCAAAAUAAUAAUCAUAUCACUUUAAAUGUUCUUCUAUGAACAUUAUUUACAGGGGCUGAAAAGGAACACACUGCAGUCCAAUGCGAUCCAAUACAGGCCAGCAACAGAGUGGUCUCUGUGGUGGGAUUGUAUGGGAUUGCAUCAUAUAUAAGUGUCUAUGAUACUGUCUGAUCCAUAAAUGCAAACAAGUAAAGUACAAACACUUCCUGAACCUCAGUUGAUCCUGUUAUGGAAGACGAGCAUCGACUGAUGCUGUAAUGUAACUGAACGUGUUUGUUGUUGAACGGACCCCGGUGGUGUCAGUGUGACAGGAAGUAACCCCUCAGGCCUCAUGUCUCUCUGUCCACAUCCAACAGAGCGUCUUUCAGGUUGAUGAUGACCAUGCAGUUUGGAAACUGUACAGGUUACUGAAUGGACUUCGCGGACCUUCAGGUCAUGAAAACUACUCUACACGAAAACUAUGUAAACUUUAGAGUCAAGUUAAAAAACAGACAGUACACCAAAAACUGGAGAUAUGAGGAUUCAAGUGAGUGACAGCAGCAUUAUGAUAGUGUUUCUGUUUUCACAUGCUCUAAGGUCUGCCCCACAGGCAGAGACACACAGCAAAGAGUUCAGUCACCGCCAUGAACUCCUAGCUUGUGAUGAAAUUAAGUGUUUGACUAAACCCUCCUUGGCGUUAAAAAAGUUCCCUAGGAGUCGAUUAACGUCUGCAUGUCGCUGACAGAACUCUUCCUCUGUAUGUCCCUGAUCCACUGGCAUCACAAACAGACCGUAGAAAAACAGUAGCUUGUUAGAUUAUAAAUACUAGAAUAAUAAAAAUAUGAGGGGUGCUUGAUUCAGUUGAUCUAGAUGUUUCCCCUCCAGAGACCGUUGAAGCGUCUGGAGUGGUAAAUCAAGCGCCCCUCAGCUAGUUCAGUGAUUUGAAAAUGACUUUCAAACAUUUACUGUAUGUACACAGUCAAAGCACUGGGACAGCAAGCUAAAGUUAGUCUUUAUUGCUGGUGUCGUUACUGUGGUAUAGCGUAAUUUGUCGUACUGUAGAGGCCAAAAAAAAAAACGACCAGAAUCAGCAGCUAGCUUUGUCCUUUUUCCUCAAAUACAUGUCUGAAUGAGAAAUA